Calidris pugnax (ruff) is the source of this 4509-nucleotide messenger RNA. RefSeq names its product family with sequence similarity 131 member B (gene FAM131B). The coding region runs from base 110 to 1381 and encodes 423 amino acids. The transcript is spliced from 8 exons. Lineage: Eukaryota; Metazoa; Chordata; Aves; Charadriiformes; Scolopacidae. The record is from RefSeq and is a predicted model, not a curated record.
GCUGGAACAAGUUGUAGUGGCAUCCAGAAGCCUGACUAGAUGUGUUCCCACAGGAAACGAGGUGAUUGCAGUAGACUGGAAGGGGCUGAAAGAUGUGGACCAAAUCAACAUGGACAGCACCAGCUCACUGCAUGGCAGCAGCUUCCAUCGACCUUCCACUGAGCAAACACGGACAGAUUUCUCCUGGGAUGGUAUCAACGAGUUUGGGAGAAAUAUAUCCCUCAUUUGCGGUUGCAUACAGAAAAGUUGGGAACAGUGCAGCAUGUCUAUGGAGGACUGGCAGCAGCCAAAGGGGGGCUUCUCACAGCCUGCUUCUGCCUCUCCCACUGACCUUGCCAUGCUCAGUCCCAAAACUAUGCAAUAUCCACUCUCCAUGGAAGACACGACCUCCAUCCUUCCCAAGCUGAAACGCAACUCCAAUGCUUAUGGGAUUGGGGCUUUGGCUAAAUCAUCUUUCUCUGCCCCUCCUUGUUUUCUAAUGUCUGGCCCCUUAGGGAUAUCUCGCAGCAUGAAGGACCAUGUCACAAAGCCAACGGCCAUGGGCCAAGGCCGGGUGGCUCACAUGAUUGAAUGGCAAGGCUGGGGCAAGGCUAACAGCCAGCAGCAGCAGCACACGCAUGAGACGGCCCGCAAGGACGCUGAUGCCUACUCAGACCUGAGUGACGGUGAAAAGGAAGCCCGGUUCCUUGCAGGGGUGAUGGAGCAAUUUGCCAUUUCUGAGGCAACUCUCAUGGCCUGGUCCUCCAUGGAUGGUGAGGAUGUGAGUGUAAACUCAAAUCAGGAGAACCCAGCAGGCAACUACUCCGAGAACUAUCAGGAGCUCAUGGAGAGCCAAGAGCAUAUGGCCCAGACGCAGUAUGACAGCUGGCCUCAUUCCUACGUCUCGCAGGGCAUGUAUUGCUUAGGUUCAUCUGAUGCCUGGGAGACCAGUGACCAGUCCCUCAUCGCCUCCCCAGCGACCGGCUCCUACUUAGGCCAGAAUUUUGAUGAGUCCCAGACAAACCUUCAGGAGAGCAUCCUGAUUCAGAGCAGCCUUCUCCAGCAGCAACAGCUGCAGCAACAGCGGCAGGAGCAGAACUUCAUCCAGAGCACGGGGCUGGUCCACGUGUGGCCCCUGCAGACUGCUCAGGGUGGGGGUGGGGCUGAGUCCAGCACGUACAUGGAGGACCACAUUGAGGAUGAAGGGAACCCACGGCUGGAGAAGGCUCCUCUCCUAAACAAGAAGCCCUCUCCAGAGGAGGAUGAUGCAGUGUGCCGGGACCUGGAAUCACUGUCUCCUCGAGAGGAGAUGGAACAUGCUGCACUGAGCCGCAAAGUCUCAGACGUCACCUCCUCUGGGGUGCAGUCCUUUGAUGAGGAAGAGGGAGAAACAAACAACUGAUGCUUUCUGUGAAGUUCUCAUCACUGCUGAACAAAGAGAGGGGUGGCAAGGAAUGAAAUGACAGGGAUUCUUCUCUCCAGCUCCCCAUACUUCCGAGCAGACACACCUUCCAUUCCUGACAUUUAAUUAUUUUUUUAAACAAGUGCAAAGUCUCAAAGUGAUUGACACAUGAAGACCUCUUCUUCCCCUCCGCCAUGGACACGUAUUUUUGAUUUUCAUUGCUGUGGGCAACACAUGUGAGGUGCUUGGAGAGAUCUGGAUUGGUAAAUCAUUUCUAAAUAUUUUUAAUACAAAGUCUUGGCUAUGGAUACAAACUCUUCUGGUACUGGGGGUAUGGCUGAUGAGACAGGCUUGGUAUAGAGAGCGGCUAUGGGGCUAGAAUCCAUCGCGGCAGAAUGGGUGUUGCUGUGUGGACCCUUGGAUAGAAUAUAUGAAUAUAAACUGGGUUAAAAUGAAGAUAAUGGCUUUACAAAUAACAGAUUGCACUAGUAUUGUGGUUGUGGCUGAUGCAGAGGAUAAGGCUGUAUUCAAUACAGCCCGUCCCGAGUUUGAAAGGUUCCUCUGUGUAACCAGAUCCUCGAUAGCACCUUGAUGUGAAAUUGCAGGCUGGGUGGAUGCAAACCACUGCUCCGUGGGCAGGGGCAGUGCUGCAGGACAGAUGGUGUGGCUCUGCGGGCACGGCUCCGCCGCGGCGAGGAAGGACGGAUGCAGACACGCAUCGCACCCCGCUCUCAGAUGUUCACACUUUGGUCUCUUUCUAACCUUUCACGUGUUUGUUUCUCUCUUUGACAUUUCCACCUUCCCAGGAGCUGGCAAGAGCGGUGCGUCUUUUUUGGCAUUGGGCACUGGAUGCCAGUGGAAAGGACAUUUUCAGCUACAGAGAUAGUCAUAAAAAGCUGACUCUUGUAGGGGGGGCUUGAGAACAUGUCCGUCUUGGUGCUGCUGCUGUAUCCUUCUGUCUUUUCCCUUGCCAGCAGUAUGGGGAGACCCAGAGAGUAGGCAGCUGAUCCAGGAACAGCGUGUACAGCUAUGAGAUCACAGAUAAUCCAGUUUACAUUGGAGUUUUCGGUUUUUGGGGUUUUUUUUAACCUUUUUAUAUUGCUGGGUAAGUGUUCCUAACAAAGCAGUUAGCGGUGGGAAAGGCCUGUACUCCAGUCAUCACUUAACAGAAAUACUGCACUUUUCCCAUUUCUGCCACUCCUUCUGCAGUGCCAAAUGUAGCUGAAGGAAAAGGGGUGAGAGGAAGUUUUUUCCUCCUAUUUAUUUCUUCUUCCUGCCUAUAUUUUCUUCUUUUGUUUCCCUACCCCCAAGCAAUGUAAAUAGUGCUCAGUACUUGGUCUGUUUGUUUUUCCCUCGCAUCUCUUUGUUAGGAGUGGAGAAAGCUAAUUUCAGGAGUUUUCCCUAUUUGUACGGGUUCUAUAUUUUUUUUGUUAAAAAAAUACAGUUCAUUGACUUAGGGGGAAUUUGGUCUCUUGCAAUUCCUCGCCAUGUUUCUACAGACCUCCUUUUGAGGGGGGGGGGGAGUUGAAAGGAAAUUGAAGAAAUUGUCUUCUUUUAAGCUCUCACCAGAAAAUAAACAGGGACAAAAGCAAAAGUAAAAAUUAUACAAGGCUGUCGAUUUUGCCAGAGGACCAAACAGAACCAGCAGAGAUUAUCCAAGUGCUGAGUUUUAAUUGCAAUACCUCUUGUGAGGAAGCAUCAGCAAAGCAUGGGUUUAGAUCAGAUGCUAGAUCUGGUGAGCUGGAGGAAGGAAUUUGCCUGGACACUGCCAUACUGUCCCAGGGGCAACUCUUUCUCACUUACUCUGACUCAUAUCUACACUGUUUAAUUCAUGAUACAUUUGUCUCUUCUUUGCCUCCUCUCUUCAGGCUCGGUGUAUUUUUUGGAUGACAGGAGAGUGACACAUCCUCCUUUCCUGAUUCAGGUUUAGUCCCAGCGUAUUUGCAGGGAAGAAUGUCUGAGGAGAACAAAAUACGACUGAAGUAGUGUCAUCAAGUGUCAGAGUUCAGACAGCUCCUGGCAAGCAAAGCAGAGGAUGUCCAGGAAUUAUGGAAAGUACGAAUGGGACUCUCAGGUAGAACUUUACCCCACUCAGCUUUCUCCCCCUUAGACGGGCAGCUGCAUGAAGAGGGUCUCCUCUGUGAACGCCCAGGUCUUUCCAGCCGAGUCCACCUCAGGUGGAUCUGUCUUCCCUCUCCGUUGCACCUCUAAAGGAAAGACCUUUGGGGUAUUUAAAUAAGACUGAUGAUUUGGUGUAGGUAGGAGAUAAAAGUUUUUGUGACCACCUUUUUUUACCCAUUUGCUUGGGCUUGCUUACAUCUCUCUAAGGAGGUAGCUCUUGUCCCGAAUGAUGACCUUUCAAUAUCUCUUUAAAAAUGUUUACAUGUUCAGAUGCUAACCUCCCCUGGGCAGGAGGGCCAGUGCUAGGUCAUUGUCCUGAACUGGUUUGGGUCUAGCCUUGGAGCAAGGCCUAGGAAAUCUCACUAAUCAGAACAGGGAGGAGGGGCAAGUGCCAAGAGCACCCCAGCAGAUGACAAAUGAGUAAGUGUUAACCUUUUCUUAUUUCUUUUUUAAAAAGCCUUCAGGGAAACAAAAAUGGUCGGGUAUGUUCCUUUGUGGGAGAAGAUUUGGGUGGCUUAUUGCUUUUUUCUCCAAACCAUUUUGUUCCCAUGUGCCUCUCCAGGACCAAUCUGGAUGUUUACGGUAACUUUAAGAGUAGCUUCUAAUGAUCCCUCUGUGUUGUUUACAGGAUUGGGACAAGUGGGUCAGCUUGUCCAGGGCUUCUUUUUCUUUUAAUGUGGACAUGUGGUAUGUUUACUGAGAUGUCUGAUUGAUGUCUAGAAGAUGUGCAUUAUCUCCAUGCAAGGCAGUGACAGGGAAUUAUCUAGAUGGGAAAAAGUGUGAAAAAAUUGACCUUAUAGAAAAUUCUAUGGAGCUCAAUAGAAAGAGAAAACCUAUCUGUAGAGUUUCCUAAACUCUGUGGAAUGGGAUAGAGAAUUAUACCCUGCUGUAUAAUUCCAUAACCUGAUCUCCAGAAAGUUGUAGAUAAAAAGCUGUAGAACUCUCAUUCUCUGUGAAUUCAGACUAAAUUUUUUUUUUUCAUAAAGGUCUUGACUUUCUGUGAAUAA